UGCAUUUAGUGGCAAGUGGUACCUUUGAACACCACCACGCUCUAUUCCCUUUCCUUGGGCAGGUGGCCAAAUAGGAGACCCCUCCUUAACCUACACUGGACGGCAGAGACUCCCUGGUGUGGCAGUUUGAAAAUGGAUCUGCACCCUCGUCUUACUUGCCUGCUGUUGCUGUUCCUGGGUGCAAGCCACGCUACCACCGACGAAGCUCCCAGCACGCCCCUUUUCUCCUCUCCUUCACCUCUCCCCACCACCUGGUCCUCCACCCCACAAACAUCCCCCGAAUCCACGCAAGGUCCCACAUCAGACACCACCGACGCGACAUCUUCGCCCAAACCUUCCCCGACGCAGCAGGACCAGGACCACAAGGAGCCCUCAGUCUCCAGCCCACAGACACAGAAACCCAGGCUUCCCCAAGAGAAGAUGGAGGCUGCUCCUUUCAAGUUUCCUGAGGUCGACAUUGAGGAGUCUGGCAGACGUCAGCAAUGGGAGACUGCAGCUCAGGGAGUGGCCAUUAUGCUGAUGAAACCCAAAGGGCAACCGUCAGCGCGGGAAGCCCACACCGCAGCUAGCCACGCCAUGGGGCUGUUUCUCGCUGGUUGCGGCCUGCUGCUCUGCCUCUUCAUCGGGGUCUAUUGCGCCUACAGCCGAGGAUCCAAGAAAGAACCAUUUUCCCACCAUCGCUUGUAUGAGGACGGAUUUGAUGACCCUGCCCUCUUCCUGGACAGCCCAAAGGAUUACGACUGGUUCUUCUACGAGACUGACGGUUACGUCUACCCAACGGCCUCCCAAGCCCAGCCUCAGCCAAUCCAGACCCUCUCGAUCCCAGCUCUCAAGCAACCCCACCCUGCUCUCGACGGGUCGCCAGGGAAGCUGGCAUCUUCCGAGGCAGGGCAAGACACCAAGCAGCCUCAGGCAAACCCUGUGAAGCUGGAGUGCCUGUCCCCAGCCAACCUGCGCACUGGGAACUUCAUCUGA
Zootoca vivipara (common lizard) is the source of this 975-nucleotide messenger RNA. It is a transcript of the gene GFY, whose product is annotated as golgi associated olfactory signaling regulator. The record is from RefSeq and is a predicted model, not a curated record. NCBI's taxonomy places the organism in Eukaryota, Metazoa, Chordata, Lepidosauria, Squamata, Lacertidae.